Molecule: messenger RNA, 1955 nt
Organism: Lampris incognitus (smalleye Pacific opah)
Lineage: Eukaryota; Metazoa; Chordata; Actinopteri; Lampriformes; Lampridae
Product: peroxiredoxin-like 2A
Exons: 7
Source: RefSeq, a predicted model, not a curated record
AAGGAGGCGCUGAGUCUCCAAUCAUUGAUUUCGUGAAUACCUGGCAGUGUGUAACGAGUCAGACACAGUCCAUGGCUUUGGUGCAGGCUUUGUCCAGGUGUUCAACAACCCUGAGGUGGAGACUGUCCUCGCACAGCCCUGCCCUCCUUGUAGGGGGUGCUACUCUGAACAGCCAGCACUCCCACACACCCAGGCCCCCUUCUUUAAGAACCCCAGCUUCUCUAUUCCACCAAAGUAAAACCAAAGCCAGUCCUGACCCAAACAAGCCCACCUCAGUGUUUUCUUCUGGGUUGGAGAGAGAGGUGUUUGAUAUGGGGAUGUGGUCCCUGGGUCUAGGGGCACUCGGAGCAGCGCUGGCAGGGAUCUUUCUGGCCAACACCGACCUGUGUCUAUCUAAAGCUGCCCAGGCAUCGCUGGAGUACCUGGAGGAUGCUGACCUGCGAUCCACCUCGGAUGAUGACGAGGUCAUCAAAGCCAAGAGCCUGUGGGAAAAGAACGGGGCUGUGGUCAUGGCUGUGCGGCGACCUGGAUGAUUUUUGUGCAGAGAGGAGGCCACGGAGCUGUCCUCUCUAAAGCCCCAGCUGGAAGAGCUUGGGGUCCCUCUGGUUGCUGUGGUCAAAGAAAACAUCGGCACAGAGAUCCAAGACUUCAGACCACACUUUGCCGGAGACAUCUACAUCGAUGAAAAUAAACACUUCUACGGCCCCAUACAGAGAAAGAUGGGGGGGCUGGGUUUCAUCCGUCUGGGAGUGUGGCAGAACUUCAUGCGGGCCUGGAGGUCGGGUUACCAGGGCAACAUGAACGGCGAGGGCUUCAUCUUAGGGGGGGUGUUUGUCAUCGGAGCAGGGGACCAGGGGGUACUUCUGGAGCACCGUGAGAAGGAGUUUGGGAAUAAGGUGGAAAACGCAGAUGUCCUCGAGGCUGUUAAGAAAAUUGUGCCGGUGAAAUAAUUUGGUUUUUGUCACCAACAGUUGAUUUAGCGUUGUUCUCACAAAGACACGGCAUUAGGGAAAGGACUAAGAAAAUGUUUUAGGAUUAAUUCUCCAACACAAAUAUAUUUGUUUACCGUUUUGAAUUUACUCAUUGCAUCUGAUGUUGCACGGUUUUCUGUUAUUGCUAGAGCUGUAUGUAAUACUAUCAUUUUGAAUCAAGGGCAGUGGCAUUGGCAAUUUUCUCUUGUUUACAUAAAGUUGCAAUCAUUCAGUGAUGUCGCAACGCUCUCUCUGUCGCUGGCCUGCAGUUGUAAGUCAAUAAUGUGAAAUUUGUUCAGGUGAUCUUGGCGCUUCUCUGUUUUUAUUGUCAAAUCAACUUCAGAAGUGGAUUGCCUUCUAUAGUGUGUGCAGGUGAAGGAACUGAUAGUUGAGCAAAACAAAGCACUUGAGUGCAAAACAAAGUCACCGUCACAUAUAACUGAUGGUUCCUUUAUCUCCGCCAAACGCCAAAAAGCUAAUGUCGAGGCCAGGGCUUUUAAAACGGGUAUCUAAACAAAUAAGGCACCUCAUGGCAGCAUAAUUUUCAUUCAGGUAAAUUAACUUAAAGAACUUAAUAUUUGAGUAAACUCAGUCUCCUGUCCUUGUACAGCAACACGACUAACAGAAUGCUGGAUUAUAAACUUGAUUAAAAUGUUGUGCAAAGCUGAAGUCACUCAUAUUAGCAUCCACAAGUUUUUUUUUUUCAUCUUUAGUUGUGAACCGUGUGAUGCAUCUCGGAAGGUACUCAAGCAUGCCGCUAAAUGAAGCAGGUGUGUGUGUUCUCUGUAUGUGAUAAUGAAAACCUGACUUGAAACUCUACCAUGAGAGGAGCAGGUUUGAUGCCCAAACAUGCAUAGGUCAAGCCAUAACUGCUAUGUUGGUCGGUAGGCUUGGUGCUUGAAGCAGAUGUUUUGUGUGUGAGUGUGUGUAUGUGCGUGAGGGACAGAAUGUCAGUAGUAGCACCAACUACAAUAAAUUGCAGAG